This is a messenger RNA of Mus pahari (shrew mouse), 1937 nucleotides long. RefSeq names its product TAP binding protein like (gene Tapbpl). The transcript has 7 exons. The record is from RefSeq and is a predicted model, not a curated record. Bases 307 to 1662 code for a protein of 451 amino acids. NCBI's taxonomy places the organism in Eukaryota, Metazoa, Chordata, Mammalia, Rodentia, Muridae.
UCUCAUAGUUGGGGCUGAUGGGAAAUCUGAUGUGGUGAUAGCAGGUUUUGAAAUCACCUGGGGAUUUCUUGGGUGCAGGGUGGACAUUAGGGAGAAUCGAAAGCAGCGCUGGCUGCUGCUCUUACUGGCUUCGGGCAGCGGGGCACAGAGGCAGUUGAAGUGAAAGUGAAAGAGAAACGGAUAAGAGAACAGAGACCGCAGGUGCUAAGUGAGGGUGCUCACAGAACCCCCCUCUUCGGCCAGAGAUCACUAGCAGGGGAACCGUGGAGAAGGCAGCCAGCGAGGAAGAGCCUGAGAGUAGCCUCCAUGGGCUUGGAGCCCAGCUGGUGUCUGCUGCUCUGUUUGGCUGUCUCUGGGGCAGCAGGGACUGACCCUCCCACAGAGCCUUCCACAGCAGAGCGACGGUGGCAGCCCACGGACAUCGUCUUAGACUGCUUCUUGGUGACAGAAGACAGGCACCGCGGGGCUUUUGCCAGCAGUGGGGACAGGGAGAGGGCCUUGCUUGUGCUGAAGGGGGUCCCAGUGCUGGAUGAUGGCUCCCUGGAAGGCAUCACAGAUUUCCAAGGGAGCACAGAGACCAAAGAUGAUUCACCUAUUAUCUUUGAGGCCUCAGUGGACUUGGUCCAGAUUCCCCAGGCAGAGGCUUUGCUCCAUGCUGACUGCAGCGGGAAGGCGGUGACCUGUGAGAUCUCCCAGUACUUCCUCCAGGCCAGACAAGAGGCCACUUUUGAGAAAGCACAUUGGUUCAUCAGCAACAUGCAGGUAUCUGGAGGGGGCCCCAGUGUCUCCAUGGUGAUGAAGACUCUAAGAGAUGCUGAAGCUGGAGCUGCCCGGCACCCUACACUGAAUCUACCUCUGAGCACCCAGGGUACAGUGAAGACUGAAGUGGAGUUCCAGGUGACAUCAGAGACCCAAACCCAGAAUCACCUGCUGGGGUCCUCUGUCUCCCUGCAGUGCAGUUUCUCGGUGGCACCAGGCCUGGACCUCACUGGCGUGGAGUGGCGGCUGCAGCAUAAAGGCAGUGGUCAGCUGAUCUACAGCUGGAAGACAGGGCAGGGGCAGGCAAAACGCAAGGGCGCUACCCUGGAGCCUGAGGAGCUACUCAGAGCUGGAAACGCCUCUCUCACCUUACCCAACCUCACGCUAAAGGAUGAGGGAAACUACAUCUGCCAGGUCUCCACCUCUCUGUACCAAGCUCAACAGAUCAUGCCACUUAACAUCCUGGCUCCCCCCAAAGUACAACUGAACUUGGCAAACAAGGAUCCUCUGCCUUCCCUCAUCUGCAGCAUUGCUGGCUACUACCCUCUGGAUGUGGUAGUGACGUGGAUUCGAGAGGAGCGGGGUGGAGUUCCAGCCCAAGUCUCCGGUGGCUCCUUCUCCAGCCUCAGACAGAGCAUGAUGGGAACCUACAGCAUUUCUUCCACGGUGACGGCUGACCCAGGCCCCACAGGUGCCACUUACAUCUGCCAAGUUGCCCACGUCUCCCUGGAGGAGCCCCUUACAGUCAGCAUGAGGGUUUUGCCAAAUACAGAGCAGAGAGGAACCUUGGGAGUCAUCUUUGCCAGCAUCAUCUUCCUUUCUGCGCUGUUGCUGUUUCUGCGACUUCACAGACAGCAAGCUUCUUCGUCAAGGUCCACCAGGCCUAUGAGGCAUUCUGGGUAACCACCUGCCUGCCUCUGAGUACAAGGUAAAGUACUCCACGUCCUGGCUACCUAAAGGACCCCUGUGAGGUGUGGGGCUGAAAUGGGCCUGAAGGUGGCAGCACAUUGGGAGUGCGGUACUGGCCCUGGACUGUACAAGUCUCUGCUUUCUGUGCUAUUGAGAAGAGAGCCCUGGGCUGAUGAAAAGGGACAGGACAAGAGGAUGGCAGAAUUAUCAAAGUGGAGGCUAACACCAUCUAUGUGGGGUGUUAAGAAAUAGGGGGUUGGGGGGGACAC